UGUUUUGGACCCGCUUCGUGAACGGUUGUUUCUCGCUUGCGUUGUUUCUCAGUUUUUCGCUUGCGGAACGAUUUGCGACUUUCCGAGUAGCGCGAUUCUUGAUUUGUUUAUUAUUGUCGUGUUGAGGGCAAAUCUAAAGGUUUUAGUUAAAACUCGUUGGCCGAUUAACAAAUAACAGCGUUUACCCAAAAGAAGAAAAAGCACCAAAAAAGAUGUGAAAAAUGAGUGACUAAAACUAAACAUUAGACUACAAAGUAGAGAAAAAGCCGGGAGAAAAACUUAACGAAAUCUAGGAGAUACGGAAACCCAACAACAACAAAUGCCCAAAUCAGCGGCGUCGUCGCUGCGCCGACGUCGUCCAAAAAAACCAACAACAGUCAUCAAGAUGCCGUCACUGCCGCAGUCGGCGUCGCUGCUUGCAGCGCUGUUUUUGAUCUGCUACUGCGACAGCUGCUUUUUUUGUUACGCGGGUGAGUCGCCUUUCUUAGAAGCUAAUUUAGUGGAAGUGUCGUCACGUAAUCGUUUGGUUGAUGCCAAUCCGCAGCCGCAGCCGCAGCAGCAGAAUCAGCUCGUCCAGCAGCAGCAACUCCAGGCGCCGAGAUUCACCACGCAUCCAUCGUCAUCGGGGUCGAUUGUCAGCGAGGGCAGCACCAAGAUACUGCAGUGCCACGCGUUGGGAUACCCGCAGCCCACAUAUCGAUGGCUGAAGGACGGCGUCCCCGUGGGCGACUUCUCAUCCAGCCAGUUCUACCGAUUCCACAGCACUCGGCGCGAAGAUGCGGGCAGCUAUCAGUGCAUCGCCCGGAAUGACGCCGGAUCCAUAUUCAGCGAGAAGAGCGACGUUGUGGUGGCCUACAUGGGCAUCUUCGAGAACACCACCGAGGGUCGUCUGACGGUGAUCAGUGGCCAUCCUGCGAUAUUCAACAUGCCGGCCAUUGACUCGGUGCCGGUGCCCUCGGUGAUGUGGCAAUCGGAGGACGGAUCCCUCAACUACGACAUCAAGUACGCCUUCACGCAGGCCAACCAGUUGGUUAUCCUGAGUGCGGACGAGAACGAUCGCAAGGGCUACCGCGCCAAGGCGAUCAACACCCAGCUGGGCAAGGAGGAGAGCAGCGCCUUUGUCCACCUGAACGUCAGCGGGGAUCCGUACAUCGAGGUGGCGCCCGAGAUCAUCGUUCGUCCGCAGGACGUCAAGGUCAAAAUGGGAACCGGCGUCGUCGAGCUGCAGUGCAUCGCGAAUGCCCGACCCCUGCACGAGCUGGAAACCCUCUGGCUGAAGGAUGGCCUCGCCGUCGAAACGGCCGGCGUAAGGCACCGGCUGAACGACCCGUGGAACCGCACCCUGGCCCUGCUCCAGGUGAACAGCUCCCAUUCCGGCGAGUACACGUGCCAGGUGCGAUUGCGCAGCGGCGGCUAUCCGGCCGUCAGUGCCUCCGCUCACCUCCAAAUCCUCGAGCCGCCGGUCUUCUUCACUCCGAUGCGAGCGGAAACCUUCGGGGAGUUUGGUGGCCAGGUGCAGCUGACCUGCGAUGUGGUGGGGGAGCCCACGCCCCAGGUCAAGUGGUUCAGGAACGCCGAAUCCGUGGAUGCUCACAUCGAGAGCGGAAGAUACACGCUGAACACGGAUAAUACGCUGGUAAUUAAGAAACUAAUCCUGGAUGACGCCGCCAUGUUUCAGUGUUUGGCCAUCAACGAAGCGGGCGAGAACUCGGCGAGCACUUGGUUGCGCGUAAAAACAAAAACGGCCAAGAUCCGCGUGAAGCGUUUGGCACAGCCGCGAAUCCUGAGGGUAAGAGCUUCGCAUGCUGGCUUGGGAUCGGAAAAGGGAUCGGGAUCGGGAUCGGGAUCAGGUUCCUCUGGUAGACGCAAGGAAUUUCGCUUUGCAUCGGCCCCAAUUAUGGAGCUGCCGCCCCAGAAUGUGACCGCCUUGGAUGGCAAGGAUGCGACUAUUUCCUGCCGGGCAGUGGGAUCCCCCAAUCCGAAUAUAACCUGGAUAUACAAUGAGACCCAACUGGUGGACAUAUCCAGCCGGGUGCAGAUACUCGAGUCGGGCGACCUGCUCAUCUCGAACAUCCGAUCCGUGGACGCGGGUCUGUACAUCUGCAUAAGGGCCAACGAGGCGGGCAGCGUCAAGGGCGAGGCCUAUUUGAGUGUCCUGGUGCGGACACAAAUCAUCCAGCCGCCGGUGGACACGACGGUGCUGCUGGGCCUGACGGCCACGCUGCAGUGCAAGGUGUCGAGCGACCCGAGCGUCCCGUACAACAUCGACUGGUAUCGCGAGGGCCAGACGGCCACGCCCAUCAGCAACUCGCAGCGAAUCGGCGUCCAGGCGGACGGGCAGCUGGAGAUCCAGGCGGUGCGGGCCAGCGACGUGGGCAGCUACGCCUGUGUGGUCACCUCGCCCGGUGGCAAUGAGACGCGGGCGGCCCGCCUGAGCGUCAUCGAGCUGCCCUUCCCGCCCAGCAACGUGAAGGUGGAGCGGCUGGCGGAGCCGCAGCAGCGCAGCAUCAACGUUUCGUGGACGCCGGGAUUCGAUGGCAACAGUCCAAUAUCCAAAUUUAUUAUCCAGCGACGUGAGGUCUCCGAAUUGGAAAAAUUCGUAGGUCCAGUUCCAGACCCUCUGCUCAACUGGAUAACCGAACUGAGCAACGUCUCGGCGGACCAGCGGUGGAUCCUGCUGGAGAACCUCAAGGCGGCCACUGUCUACCAGUUCAGGGUUAGUGCGGUGAACCGCGUCGGCGAGGGUUCGCCAUCGGAGCCCAGCAACGUGGUCGAGUUGCCCCAAGAAGCUCCCUCGGGUCCGCCGGUGGGAUUCGUGGGGUCCGCCCGCUCCAUGUCGGAGAUCAUCACGCAGUGGCAGCCGCCACUGGAGGAGCACCGCAACGGUCAGAUCCUCGGCUACAUCCUGCGCUACCGCCUCUUCGGGUACAACAACGUGCCGUGGUCCUACCAGAACAUCACCAACGAGGCGCAGCGCAACUUCCUCAUCCAGGAGCUGAUCACGUGGAAGGACUACAUCGUCCAGAUCGCCGCCUACAACAACAUGGGCGUGGGCGUCUACACCGAGGGCUCCAAGAUCAAGACCAAGGAGGGCGUGCCCGAGGCUCCGCCCACGAACGUCCAGGUGGAGGCGAUCAACUCGACGGCGGCGCGUUGCCGCUGGACGCCGCCGAAUCCGCAGCAGAUCAAUGGGAUCAACCAGGGCUACAAGAUCCAGGCGUGGCAGCGCCGCCUCAUCGACAACGAGUGGAAGGACAUGGAGCGGCGCAUGAUGACGGUGCCCCCGAGCCUCAUCGAUCCGCUCGCCGAGCAGACGGCCAUUCUGGGGGGUUUGGAGAAGUUCGCCGAGUACAACAUUAGCGUGCUCUGCUUCACGGAUCCCGGCGACGGGGUGGCCAGCAUUCAGGUGCCCGUGAUGACCUUGGACGAUGUUCCCGACGAGGUGACCGCCUUGCACUUUGACGACGUGUCCGAUCGCUCGGUGAAGGUCUUGUGGGCGCCGCCCCGCUUCACCAACGGCAUCCUCACCGGCUACACGGUGCGCUACCAAGUCAAAGAUCGUCCGGAUACCCUCAAAUCCUUCAACCUGACUGCCGAUGACACGGAGCUGACUGUCAAUCAGCUGCAGGCCACCACGCACUAUUGGUUCGAGGUGUUCGCCUGGACGCGCGUGGGCAGCGGAGCUCCCAAGACGGCCACUAUUCAGUCGGGUGUGGAGCCCGUCCUGCCACACGCACCCACCAGUUUGGCCUUGUCCAACAUCGAGGCCUUCUCGGUGGUGCUGCAGUUCACGCCGGGCUUCGACGGCAACUCGAGCAUCACGCGCUGGAAGGUCGAAGGUCAGACGGCGCGCAACAUGACCUGGUUCACCAUCUGCGAGAUCAGCGAUCCCGAUGCGGAAACCCUGACCGUCACCGGGCUGGUGCCCUUCACCCAGUACCGCUUGCGGUUGAGUGCCAGCAACGUGGUGGGCAGCUCGCGGCCCUCGGAGGCCACCAAGGACUUCCAGACGAUCCAGGCGCGGCCGAAGCAUCCGCCCUUCAAUGUGACGGUGCGUGCGAUGAGCGCCCAGCAGCUGCGGGUGCGAUGGAUUCCGCUGCAGCAGACGGAGUGGUACGGCAAUCCGCGGGGAUACAACAUCUCCUACAGGCAGCUGGUGAAGAGCGGCUCACCGGCGACGAUGCUCAAGCACGUGCCCCGCUCGGUGGUGAUCGAGGACCACACGGCCAACUCGCAUGUGCUCGACGGACUGGAGGAGUGGACGCUCUACGAGGUGAUCAUGACCGCCUGCAACGACGUCGGCUGCUCCAAGGAGAGCGGAACGGCGGUGGAGCGGACACGGGAGGCGGUCCCCAGCUACGGGCCGCUGGACGUCCAGGCAAAUGCCACCUCCUCCACCACGGUGGUGGUGCGGUGGGGCGAGGUGCCGCCGCAGCACAGAAAUGGACAGAUCGACGGCUACAAGGUGUACUAUGCGGCCGCCGACAGGGCGGGACAGCCGGUGCUGCACAAGACGAUACCGAACAACGCCACCUUCACCACGACGCUCACGGAGCUGAAGAAGUUCGUCGUCUACCACGUCCAGGUGCUCGCCUACACGCGCCUCGGCAACGGCGCCCUCAGCACCCCGCCCAUCCGCGUCCAGACCUUCGAGGAUACCCCGGGUGUUCCGUCGAAUGUGAGCUUCCCGGAUGUCACGCUCACCAUGGCCCGGAUCAUCUGGGACGUGCCGAUGGAUCCCAAUGGGGAGAUCCUCGCCUACCAGGUCACCUAUGCUCUGAAUGGCAGCGCCACCCUGAACUACAGUCGGGAGUUCCCGCCCUCGGAUCGGACCUAUCGAGCCACCGGGUUGCUGCCGGAGAAGUACUACAGCUUCAGCUGCACCGCGCAGACGCGACUGGGAUGGGGCAAGAUAGCCACCGCUCUGGUGUACACCACCAACAACAGGGAGCGGCCGCAGGCGCCGUCGGUGCCGCAGAUAUCGCGCAGCCAGAUCCAGGCGCACCAGAUCACCUUCAGCUGGACUCCGGGGCGGGAUGGCUUCGCCCCGCUGCGCUACUACACGGUGGAGAUGCGCGAGAACGACGGCCGUUGGCAGCCGCUGCCGGAGCGCGUCGAUCCCCUCCUGAGCUCCUACACGGCACUGGGACUCCGGCCCUACAUGACCUACCAGUUCCGCAUCCAGGCCACCAAUGAUUUGGGUCCGUCGGCCUUCAGCCGCGAGAGCGUUGUGGUAAGGACCUUGCCCGCUGCUCCGGCGGCUGGAGUGGGCGGGCUGAAGGUGGUGCCGAUCACCACCACCUCGGUGCGGGUGCAGUGGAGCGCGCUGGAGACGGGCAUGUGGAACGGGGACGCGGCCACCGGUGGGUAUAGGAUCCUCUACCAGCAGCUCUCCGACUUUCCCACCGCCUUGCAGUCCACGCCGAAGACCGAUGUGCACGGGAUUAACGAGAACAGUGUGGUGCUGUCCGAUCUCCAGCAGGAUCGCAACUACGAGAUCGUGGUGCUGCCCUUCAAUUCGCAGGGACCCGGACCGGCCACGCCCCCAGCGGCGGUGUAUGUGGGCGAGGCGGUGCCGACGGGAGAGCCGCGAGCGGUGGACGCUGCUCCGAUCUCGAGCACCGAGGUGCGACUGCUGUGGAAGCCGCCGAAGCAGAGCAGCCAGAACGGGGACAUCCUGGGCUACAAGAUCUACUACCUGGUCACCUAUUCGCCGCAGGCCCUCGAGCCGGACCGCAAGUGGGAGGAGGAGAUCGAGGUGGUCUCCGCCACGGCCACCUCGCACAGCCUCGUCUUCCUGGACAAGUUCACCGAGUACCGCAUCCAGUUGCUGGCCUUCAAUCCCGCCGGAGAUGGUCCUCGAUCGGCACCCAUCACCGUGAAGACGCUGCCCGGAGUGCCGAGUGCCCCGCUCAACCUGCGCUUCUCGGACAUCACCAUGCAGAGCCUGGAGGUGUCGUGGAACCCGCCCAAGUUCCUCAACGGCGAGAUCCUGGGCUACCUGGUGACCUACGAGACUACCGAGGAGAACGAGAAGUUCAGCAAGCAGGUGAAGCAGAAGGUGUCCAACACGACGCUGCGGGUGCAGAACCUCGAGGAGGAGGUCACCUACACGUUCACCGUGCGCGCCCAGACCUCCGUGGACUACGGGCCCGGGGUGAGCGAGAACGUGACGACGGGACCCCAGGACGGCUCCCCGGUGGCGCCGCGCGAUCUCAUCCUGACCAAGACGCUAUCCAGCGUCGAGAUGCACUGGAUCAACGGGCCCUCGGGCCGGGGACCCAUCCUGGGCUACCUCAUCGAGGCCAAGAAGCGGGAAAAAGGAGAGCCGUCAUUUGUUUACGACUCCCGCUGGACGAAGAUCGAGCAGAGCAGGAAGGGCAUGAUGCAGGACUUCACGGUCAGCUACCACAUCCUGAUGCCCUCGACGGCGUACACGUUCCGUGUGAUCGCGUACAAUCGCUACGGCAUCUCGUUCCCCGUCUACUCGAAGGACUCCAUCCUGACGCCCUCGAAGCUGCAUUUGGAGUACGGCUACCUGCAGCACAAGCCCUUCUACCGGCAGACCUGGUUCAUGGUCUCGCUGGCGGCCACCUCGAUCGUGAUCAUCGUGAUGGUGAUCGCGGUUCUCUGCGUGAAGAGCAAGAGCUACAAGUACAAACAGGAGGCACAGAAGACGCUGGAGGAGUCGAUGGCCAUGUCGAUUGACGAGCGGCAGGAGCUGGCUUUGGAGCUCUACCGAUCGCGUCACGGCGUGGGCACCGGCACUCUGAAUAGCGUGGGCACCUUGCGCAGCGGCACCCUGGGCACCUUGGGCAGGAAGUCGACCAACCGACCGCCGCCGGGCGUCCAUCUCGGAAAGAGCCCGCCACGCCCCUCGCCCGCCUCCGUGGCAUACCACAGCGACGAGGAGAGCCUGAAGUGCUACGACGAGAACCCCGACGACAGCAGCGUGACCGAGAAGCCCUCGGAGGUGAGCAGUUCGGAGGCGUCGCAGCACUCGGAAAGCGAGAACGAGAGCGUGAGGAGCGAUCCGCACUCCUUUGUCAAUCACUAUGCCAACGUGAACGACUCGCUGCGGCAGUCGUGGAAGAAGACCAAGCCGGUGCGGAACUACUCCAGCUACACGGACUCGGAGCCGGAGGGCAGUGCCGUGAUGAGCUUGAACGGCGGCCAGAUCAUCGUUAACAACAUGGCCAGGUCGAGGGCGCCGCUGCCCGGCUUCUCCUCGUUUGUCUGACAAUCAACCGAGUUCUAAGAUCUAAGCAUCAGUAGCAACGGCACCGUCAUCCGGGAGACCUUCGUCUAGGCGGGGAUCAAGGAUCACGGAUCAGGGAUCACUAAUCACGAAGCAGGAGCGACCUGAGAACGAGGUUAUCCGGAUUCGGGAGACGGAGCUGGGGGUCUGGCUGGGGGCGAAAAACUAAACCGAGGAGAAGGAGGAGGAUCCACACCAGGCUCUGCUCCUCGCCUCAGCCCCUCCAGCUCUCCGACGAUGCGCUGCUACAGGGAUACAAAGAAAACAGAAAACAGAAAAUAGAAAUCGGAAAACAGAAGCAAACUUACUAAGCAACAGACAUUCGGUUAGGUUAUCCUUAAUGCAUUUAGUUGUAGUUUCUAGUUACGAGAGAUCUGAGAUUUGCGAGCAUUUCGGGGCUCUCCGCACUGCCAAGUGGAUCCGUCGCCGAGUGGCAAUCCAAAGAAGAUGUAGCUGUAGGUUCCAUGAACGAUUCUUGGAUUGGAAACUCGAGCACAAAUCCGCGAGGCAGAGUGGAAAGCCCCUCGGUUUUAGCCUGUGUUUCCCCACUGUGUGUGUAUUUUCCCAGCACGACUCUGCUCCUAUUUUUUAGUAUUUAUUUGUAAUUGUGUGCGUGUGUGUGUGUUCAGUGUGAGUGCGGCGCCGCCCGCCACGCCCCCAAACCAUGGCAUUUAUCUAAAAGGGGCGCCGGAUCGGAUGCGAGUCCUGUGAUAAACCGAUUCGAUUCCGAUUCGCCCGCUAGGAGUUCACAAAUGAUUUCCAAGUGUGUUCAGCGCGUGGCAGGCAGCCUCAACCUUCGAGUGACUGUGAGUGUGAGUGAUUUGAGCGUUAGUCUGGCGCAAUCUCAUAUAUUUAGAGCGGCAGCGAGUUGUGUUUUAUGUUAGAUUUUUUUUGUGUGUGCAACUAAGACUAGGAAAUCGAAAGUUUGAAGGCGAGGACGAAGGACCCCGAUGCAAUCGGUGGAAAACCAAGAGAGAAGGUUCAAGAGAAGCGCAAAACAAAGGAAAAUAUGCGAACGAUAAAACAAAAAUCAUAUCUUAUAAGCGAAGGAACAUAAAUGUAUUUGUUUUUUUUUUUUGGGACAGGCAACCAGAGGAAGGCUAUAGCUAUUUGGAAUGAGCAGAGUAUCUGAGGACGAAGGCUUAGGUUACGUAUAUUCAUCAGAUAUAUUGAUAGGCCAUAUUAAUGCAAUUUCUUUACCACAUAAGCCCACAAACGAAUCGCAACUGUAACACACAAAGCAAAAAAACAAACGAGAAACAAACGAGCAAACAUGCAACAUGCAGACCUGCCAGAACACACAAAAACAAAAAGGGGAUUCAAAGAUACUUUUUGGAGCGCAUGCGCAGCAGACUUAGCACUAAGUACGAUCAGCACGAUCUUGGUAGACGUAAGAUGGACAUUUUUUUUUUUUAGAUGGGCCCAGUUCCUCCAGUUGCGGUGGAACUACGCCCUGGUACUCGUAGAUCGUAACUCUUCGAUUGUUCGACCCCCGACGCGACGCUUAGAUGUAAUCUUACUCGUACUCGUAAUUGUAUUUGAGCGCAGUUUAUAUUUAUGACUAUAUUUAUAUAUCGAUGUAUACAUGUAUAUCUAAAAACUUAAACGACUGAUUAUAUAUUUUCCCCGAUUAGUUGUAUACUUAACUCCUUUUUUGUACUACCUUACCUUACUACCUACGCAUUAACUACGUUUAGACCACUUUGACGCCCGCGAAACGCAAAUCGGAGUGGAAAGCCCUCGAAGUUUUCCGCCGAGCGCAAGCUACUUUCAACUGCAAAGACUCGAAGCACAAGUUCGUCUAGUUAAGUUAAUGUAUUUGUAAUUGUUGAAUUGAUGAUUGAAUGAUUGGAUGAGGGCUUGUCGUCCUCCGCGGUUCGAGAUUAAGUGGUUUGGUGCGGAGGAGCGGCUUUCGGCGGACGAAGAAGACGAUGGCGGAGCUCAAGGAUCUUGGCUCGGGGCUAGUUGAAAUCCGUGCAGCAAGCGCAAAGUAUUAGAAUAUUGAUAAAUACAAUUUAAAUGUGUAAAUGUAAUUGAUGGAGCAUACGAUUAUGAAUAAAUCAAAUAAAACAACAUGAA
Messenger RNA from Drosophila ficusphila, 9337 nucleotides. It is a transcript of the gene sdk, whose product is annotated as protein sidekick. The record is from RefSeq and is a predicted model, not a curated record. Gene Ontology annotation, molecular function: protein binding. Lineage: Eukaryota; Metazoa; Arthropoda; Insecta; Diptera; Drosophilidae. Gene Ontology annotation, biological process: cell-cell adhesion. Bases 320 to 7240 code for a protein of 2306 amino acids. The transcript is spliced from 18 exons.